Molecule: messenger RNA, 1650 nt
Organism: Paralichthys olivaceus (Japanese flounder)
Lineage: Eukaryota; Metazoa; Chordata; Actinopteri; Pleuronectiformes; Paralichthyidae
Source: RefSeq, a predicted model, not a curated record
GACAGAUUUACAGCACGGACCGGAACUGUUUGUUGUGUCGGCGCGUAGGUGUUGAAGCAAUGAAGUAUUAACGAAGUAUCGACGGAGUAUUAACGAAGUAUCGACGGAGUAUUAACGAAGUAUCGACGGAGUAUUGAUCGGUUUGUUGGAUUAUUUGUCGGCUUUGUUAAAAACAUGGCGACAAAACGAAAAAGUGACUUCAACGUUCCUGCGGAGGAAAGUGAUCAGCUGCUCAUCCGCCCGCUAGGAGCUGGACAGGAAGUGGGACGGUCCUGCAUCAUCCUGGAGUUCAAGGGACGAAAGAUCAUGCUGGACUGUGGGAUCCAUCCGGGCCUGGAGGGAAUGGACGCUCUUCCGUACAUCGACCUGAUUGAUCCGGCUGAGAUCGACCUGCUGCUCAUCAGCCACUUUCACCUGGACCACUGUGGCGCCCUCCCCUGGUUCCUGCAGAAGACGAGCUUUAAAGGACGAACCUUCAUGACUCACGCCACAAAGGCCAUCUACCGCUGGCUGCUGUCCGACUACGUCAAAGAGUCGACCUAUGGGACUCACAUCCAUGAGAAGCGUGAGGAGCGAGAGGCUCGUUUCUGUAACACCGUCCACGACAUCGUGAACAGGGAGGGUCGAUGUCUGAUCCCAGUCUUCGCGCUGGGACGAGCUCAGGAGCUGCUGCUAAUUUUGGACGAGUACUGGCAGAACCAUCCAGAGCUGCAUGACAUCCCCAUCUACUACGCCUCCUCUCUGGCCAGGAAGUGCAUGGCCGUGUACCAGACUUACAUCAACGCCAUGAAUGACAAGAUCCGAAAGGCUAUCAACAUCAACAACCCCUUCGUCUUCAGACACAUUAGCAACCUGAAGAGCAUGGAUCACUUUGAUGACAUCGGCCCCAGCGUGGUGAUGGCGUCUCCUGGUAUGAUGCAGAGCGGUCUGUCCAGAGAGCUGUUUGAGAGCUGGUGCACUGACAAGAGGAACGGAGUCAUCAUCGCUGGAUACUGUGUGGAGGGAACGCUGGCUAAGAAGUUUAACGGGACUGUGUUCUCGUCUCAGUGGAUCGCCAACCCGCUCAACGACAUGUAUGCUGACGCCGUCACCACGGUGAUCCUGGAGGUCCAAUCCAACCCAAACGCCCAGAAAUUUCCCGAAGGUCGGAAGGAAACGUUCGACGCGGACGUGUUUGUCGAGCGACUGGAGCUCAUGCUGCACGACAUGUUUGGAGACGACUGCGUGAAUUUCAAAGACGGUAAAAACCUGAGCGUGACGGUGGACGGAGUCACGGCGCUCAUCGACUCGGAGACCAGAACUGUGGCCUGCACAGAGGACGAGUCUCUCAGGGAGAUGGUGGAAGUCGCCAUCCAUCGACUGUACGACGCCCUCAGCCCCACCGUCUGACGAGCACGCCCACUCUGUAAUGUCACCAGCGUGGGUCCAAUCGCAGGGAAGUGAUGUUUGUGUGAUAUGAGUUUAUUAAUGAAACGAAAUGUAGAAUCAAUCGUGAACAUUAAUAAACACAAAUGUCGUCGUGUCAGCUGAUAGGAGUUAAUAGAAACUUUUUUUAAAUAAUGAGAAAUUGUUUUGAUAAAGUUUCUUGUUUUGAAAGUUUCUGAUUAUUUCUGUAAUGUUUCUGUAAGUAAACAAAACGUUUUGAUACUU